Penaeus monodon (black tiger shrimp) is the source of this 1041-nucleotide messenger RNA. RefSeq names its product nascent polypeptide-associated complex subunit alpha-like (gene Nacalpha). NCBI's taxonomy places the organism in Eukaryota, Metazoa, Arthropoda, Malacostraca, Decapoda, Penaeidae. Gene Ontology annotation, cellular component: nascent polypeptide-associated complex; cytoplasm. Bases 183 to 809 code for a protein of 208 amino acids. The record is from RefSeq and is a predicted model, not a curated record. Gene Ontology annotation, biological process: protein targeting to membrane. The transcript is spliced from 5 exons.
AAAAAGGACAUGAAACUGGGUAAAUAACCCGAUAUAAAACAAGAGAGGGAGAAACAAGGGGCAACUACCCCGCUGGUUGCGACGAGGCCCGAUAGAGGGCAGCGCCGUCGCCAUUUUUCCUUUCCGAGGAAGAUCGUCUCACCGGCCGAAGGUUCUCAUAAAAGAACACAGCCACCACAAAAAUGCCUCAGCUCACAGAAAUUGAGAAGACUACUCCCUCCGCAGCUGAGGCAGCAGAGGAGCAUGAGGCUGGCUCAGGCUCAGACUCUGACACAGAGGAGUCUCUGCCAGAGCUGGAGCAGGGUGAUAUUGCCUCUGCCCCAGUAGUCACAGAGGCUUCUAAGGUGGCCAAACAGAGCCGAUCUGAGAAGAAGGCUCGCAAACUUAUGGCCAAGCUGGGACUGAAGCAGGUGCCUGGUGUGAACCGUGUCACCAUCCGCAAGAGCAAGAACAUCCUCUUUGUCAUCAACAAGCCUGACGUAUUCAGAAACCCUUCCUCUGACAGCUAUAUUGUCUUUGGUGAGGCUAAGAUUGAGGACAUGAGCCAGCAAGCCCAGAUGGCUGCUGCCGAGAAGUUCAAGGAACCUGCAGUCAACCCCGCCAAAGACACUGCUGCUCACACCACUGUACCUGCCGCUAUACAAGAAGACGAAGAGGAGGAUGAAGAGGAGGUGGACGAGACUGGAAUGGAAGAGAAGGACAUUGAGCUUGUUGUAUCACAGGCCAAUGUGUCCAGAGCGAAGGCUGUCAGAGCCCUGAAGAAUAACAAUAAUGACAUAGUGAAUGCCAUUAUGGACUUAACCAUGUGAUUUUUUUGAUUACUUAUUUUUUUUCCCCUUCCCCGACAAACAAAUUGCGACCUUUGUUAUGGGAUUAUGAUGGCAUUUUCCCAUAGAUUGCGAAUGUUACCUAUUACUUUGAGUAUCGAAAUCGUGUAUUGCUUUUACCAGUCAGCUUACGUGCAACAGGCAAACGUAUAUUACAGUUAUGCAUAUAACAUAUAUUGUAAUUAAUACAUAUAAUAAAUUCCAGUUAUUCAAA